UUCAAAAUAACGUUAAAACAUCAAACGAUGGAUGAAAAAUGUGCUUUAGGAGCUGAACUAAUUUAAUUGAUACCUCUGGAAGCAAACUGAACGGUUUUAAAUAAGAUUUCUACCAACAAAAAUUUCUCUGUCAAAAUUUUAUGGUUAUGUUUUUCUCGAUGAACCAUAAAGUGGUUAUUUUUAUCACAGUAUAUACAUUCUUCUUAUCAUUACUAUUCAUCAUUGAGCUACAGGACUCUCGCAACCUGGAAUUAAUUUUUAUUCUACUCAAACCUUAUAGCUAUUCUAGAUAAAAUAAGAAGCAUUCUGCGUGACCCGAUUUUCCUUCGGACUUGGAAAUAGCCCAAUAAAUCAGCGUAAAUCAAUCAUGACUUUGUUUUGGAGUCAUCUUCCUCAAAAUAAGCUUUCCACUUUAACUGAUAGCUCCAUUAUUACAACACAUUAUUGCAAUAUACUGGAAACUGAUUGAUUUGCAAUGUCAGAAAUGUGGUGAAAUUGUAGCUUAGAGAUGAGGUGGUUUAUAUACUUUUCUUUAACCUCUUGAGAUUGGUUAAUACAUUUAGAGACAGCCAUUUGAGCGAUGCUGAAUGUUCGACAAUCGCUGUAAUAAAAAGGAAACUUUACAAGAAGGACGAGUUGGUAUGGACGCAGAUGGAAGCUGCGAUGGCUUCCUUCUUCAAACCAUCACUUCCUGGUCUAAACGGUCAAAUUCAUAAUCUCAUCUAUAAAAUAUUGAUUGGGUUGUAUUUGGUACCCCGUAAGAAGCCAAUCAAGUUUCCAUUGAGAAAAAAAAACAGUUACAAACAAUGAAGUAUAAAUCCACUCCUUUCACCAACGAGAUGAGAUAAGGGACUUCCCUAACUCAAUUAGAAGUUUACUAAGCUAAGACUAGAUGAUAUUCACGUAGGAAUAUGAAGCUCGAACUGGAAACGAUUCAUUCGAUAGCCAAACCGAUAUGCAUAUACAAUGUUUUAGGACAAAACUACACAGAAUAAAUACUACAUUUUAAAAAUCUCCAAUUAUUCCCAAAUAUCGUAAAAUUUUUAUCGCAUUUCCUGUGCUAUAAGGAUUCCAAUUCUAAUGUGAAUUCGAAUUCGCUUUCGCGUUGAAUUCCACAUCUGUACUAUAUUUUACAGCACAACAGCUAAAAGUUUUACAUGAUUAAAUCGUUGUUUAUACUAUAUCUCUACAUAAUCACAUCUAAUUAACAUUCCAUUACGUAGUACAGUAAUAAAGUUAUCAAUGCCGAUACAAAGGUUAACGAUACGACAAUAUUAAUAAGUUUAAGAAUCGUCAACGUUAGCCCAUUUCUUGUUCUCCCGAAGAAUCGACAACAUGAUUACCAUCUUGCUAUGUUUAGGAGUCGUGAUUUUUAUUAUAUAUUCUUAUCGAAAUUAUAUGAAACAAUUUGUAGAUAUCGAUAAAUUACCUGGGCCAUCUACGUUAAAACUUAUAAAAGAUUUGUAUUUCAACAGUUCCUCAAAAGGGAUUAUUGAUUAUUUUCAAUCGCUAAAUUCGAUUUAUGGGCCUGUGGUAAAAGUAUGGAUGAAGCCCUUUAAACCGAUGAUUAUUACAAAUGACAUGGAAUAUUGUAACAAAAUUUUUAAAGCUAACGAUCAUCAUAUAUCACCAGUUCUUCAUGAAAUGACUUUUAUGGGUGAUGGCAUUGCGAGCACUGUUGAUUAUCAUACAUGGAAAAAUGAUAAAGCCGUGAUGGUCAAAGCCAUUACAAAAUCUUACAUUAACAGCAAAUUAGAUAUUUAUAAUCAAAAAUACGACGACCUCAUUAACGCGAUUAGAUCAAACCUUGGAAAACCGGUUGAUGUAGAAAAAUAUUUGCAUACAAUUCUUUUAGAAGUGAUAUUAGAAACGAUCCAGCAUAAAGGUAUUAAUAUAACUCAACGUGAAAAAAAAGAUUAUAUCACGAGUCGAAACGAUUUCUUCGUACUUUUAUUGCAAAAAAUGAAUUCGUUUAGUUGUAUGGGAGUUUUACAUUGGUUCACGAAUAAUUACAGAAAAAUUUGGAAGCGACACUCAGAAGUUGUUGCAUUUGGAACUGAUUGGUUGGAGAAAUUUAAUAAAUUAGAUGUAAAGGAACGAGAUCCAACCAAUUUGGUUUAUGCUAUGAUGGAAGGGGGGAUCCCCGAUAAUAGAAUAGUGGAUAAUAUAAAUACUAUAAUACAAGGAGGUCAUGAUACUAGUAUUGUUCCUUUAAGUAUGGCUUUACGAGAAUUGGCACAUAACCCAGAAAUUCAAAAUAAAAUUUAUGAAGAGAUUAAAAAUGUAAUGGGGACUGAUAUAAAUGCAGAAAUUGAUAUUGAGCAUUUAAACAACAUGCCCUAUUUGCAUGCAACCGCUAAAGAAUCACUCAGAAGAUUCAUGUCGAUGCCGUUUUUAGAUCGAUUAAUCUUGCGUGAUAUGCUUAUAGAUGGUACAAAAAUUCCUAAGGGAAUACGAGUAAUGUUUCAUUUAGUGGGGAUCAUGACGUCGGAGAAAAAUUACGACGAUCCUCUUACUUUUAAACCCGAAAGAUUCCUGAAAGAGAACGUUACAGCGAAAUCUCAAAAAUCAUUUUUUGGAUUUGGUUACGGGCCGAAAUUGUGCCCAGGAAAACCGAUUGCUUACGCCGCGAUGAAAUUAAUUCUUGUCAAAAUUAUUCGUGAAUUCGAAGUGUUACCCGCCGAACACGACGUACAAUUAGUGUCGGAAUUAUUUUUUAGGAGUUUAACUGGAAUCCCAUCGAUUUUUCGUAAAAGAAAUAUCGAACAAACUUAAUUUUUUAUAUUAAAAAAUGUUUAUUAUUAUUUACUUUAACAUUUCAUAUUGCAAAAUACAAAGAAUAUUUUUAAAA
Molecule: messenger RNA, 2851 nt
Organism: Onthophagus taurus
Lineage: Eukaryota; Metazoa; Arthropoda; Insecta; Coleoptera; Scarabaeidae
Source: RefSeq, a predicted model, not a curated record